AGGCAGGGCGGCGCGCGCCUGCGCAGUGCGGGGCUGAAUGCCAAGCCUGACAGCGCGCGUGCGUGCCGGCGUGCGCGCUUGCGUGCGUCCCGGGUUGGUGCGGUACCGGCCCAGUCGUCACCGGCGCAGAACUGCGGACGGAACGGGCCGAGGCUGGCCGUCUGUGGGAAGAGAGGCGAGGUUCAGGUCUUCUACACUUGCAGUGAAAGUUUCUUGAAAAUCUUGUUUUGAGUCUUUAAUAAAUACAACAUAAAAAUGGCUUCAAAAAGAGCUCUGGUCAUCCUGGCUAAAGGAGCCGAGGAAAUGGAGACGGUUAUCCCUGUAGAUGUCAUGAGACGAGCUGGAAUUAAGGUCACCGUCGCAGGUCUGGCUGGAAAAGACCCGGUACAGUGUAGCCGAGAUGUUGUCAUUUGUCCUGACGCCAGUCUGGAAGAUGCAAGAAAAGAGGGACCUUACGAUGUGGUGGUUCUGCCAGGAGGUAAUCUGGGUGCACAGAAUUUAUCCGAGUCCGCUGCUGUGAAGGAGGUACUGAAGGAACAAGAGAAGAGGAAGGGCCUCAUCGCUGCCAUUUGUGCAGGUCCUACAGCUCUGCUGGCUCAUGAAAUAGGUUUUGGAAGCAAAGUUACAACACACCCGCUUGCUAAAGACAAAAUGAUGAACGGAAGUCAUUAUAGCUACUCCGAGAACCGUGUGGAGAAAGACGGCCUGAUCCUCACCAGCCGGGGGCCAGGAACCAGCUUUGAGUUUGCGCUGAAGAUCGUCGAGGUGCUGGUCGGCAAGGAGGUGGCCGACCAAGUGAAGGCCCCGCUGGUUCUUAAAGAUUAAAGUGGAGAGGCUUGAUGAUGGGUCAGAGAGACAGGCCACUUGUAAUCCAGCCUCAUUGUGUUCACUUUUAAAGGGGGAGGCGGGGGGCGGUCACUGUGCAGAGAAGCCAUCUUCCUCACUCCCUCCCUGUCCAUUUGUGGCUCUGACAUGACAGUUAUGCAGAGAUUCCAGUUGUAUCCCCUCAUUUCUGAACCUUGAUUGCAGAAUAAAUAGGGCAUUUAGCAAACUA
Capra hircus (goat) is the source of this 1054-nucleotide messenger RNA. RefSeq names its product Parkinsonism associated deglycase (gene PARK7). Gene Ontology annotation, biological process: guanine deglycation, glyoxal removal; protein deglycation, glyoxal removal. Gene Ontology annotation, molecular function: protein deglycase activity. Gene Ontology annotation, cellular component: nucleus; cytosol. Lineage: Eukaryota; Metazoa; Chordata; Mammalia; Artiodactyla; Bovidae. The transcript is spliced from 7 exons. The record is from RefSeq and is a predicted model, not a curated record. Bases 256 to 825 code for a protein of 189 amino acids.